ACGUUCGGUAAGCUGCAUCACGAUAGGAAAUGACCUAUUAGUGGCGGAAGUGGUGCACUACGGAAGAGAGCGGUAGUGCUGUUGUUAUUUUCCUGGUGCGGAAUGAGUAACAUCGUGGACAGGUGAAUCUUCUAGAAACUGUCGCUCUAAAUAAACACCAAGGCUCUCCACAAUGUUGGAGUCUUACGUUACUCCACUUUUGAUGAGCUAUGUCGAUCGCUACAUUAAAAACCUGAAGCCAUCAGACCUGCAGUUGUCACUGUGGGGAGGAGAUGUGGUUCUCAGCAAACUGGAUCUAAAGCUGGAUGUCCUAGAGCAGGAACUUAAACUGCCUUUUACGUUCCUGAGUGGACACAUUCAUGAGCUGCGGAUCCAUGUGCCAUGGACAAAACUAGGUUCCGAACCAGUGGUCAUUACCAUCAACACCAUGGAGUGCAUUUUAAAACUUAAGGAAGGGGCCCAGGACGACCAUGAAAGUUGUGGCUCCAGCUCAACCAACCGCAGCACCACAGAGAGUGUUAAAUCAUUAGCCAAACCACGGAGGAUCCAACAGGCAGCCCCCACUGACCCAGACUUGCCACCGGGUUAUGUGCAAAGCCUCAUAAGACGAGUUGUGAACAAUGUUAAUAUUGUAGUAAACAACCUGAUCUUGAAGUAUGUGGAAGACGACAUAGUUCUGUCUGUAAACAUCACCUCCGCUGAAUGCUACACAGUUGACGAGUUCUGGGAUCGGGCGUUCAUGGAUAUCUCACCCUCUGAUCUGGUCCUAAGGAAGGUCAUUAAUUUUUCUGACUGCACCAUUUGCCUUGAUAAGAGGAAUGCAAGUGGGAAAAUUGAAUUCUACCAGGAUCCUCUGCUGUACAAGUGCUCCUUUCGAACACGCCUGCACUUUACUUACGAUAACAUCAACUCCAAGAUACCCUCUGUCAUAAAAAUUCAAGCACUUGUAGAAACCUUGAAGCUAUCUAUUACAGACCAGCAGCUACCAAUGUUUAUUCACAUUAUGGAGCUCGGCAUGGCUCUGUACUACGGUGAAAUAGGCAAUCAGAGAGGGGCAGAAAUGGAAGAGCAUGGUACACAUGCCAAAGAAACAGUUGUUAACAUGACAGGUGCUGAAGAUGAAACCGGACUUCAAGUGCAGCACACAUCCCAGUACCCACACCCAGACAUGUACCUGCAGCAAGGGAACGAUGAUGAGCAGGGCUGGGUUUCAUGGGCCUGGUCGUAUGUUCCAGCCAUCGUGAGCACUGGUGAUGAGUACGAUGGAGAGGAAUACUAUGAAGAGACUGAGGAUGGUGUACAGCAACGCAGACAGAAAUCGCAGACACCCAAGGAUCCCAUCAUUUCAAUAGGGUUCUACUGCACCAAAGCAUCUGUCACGUUUAAGCUCACUGAAAUGCAAACUGAAAGUAGUUAUUACAGCCCUCAGAAGGUAAAGUCCAAAGAAAUUCUCUGUUUGGAACAAGAAGGAAUGACAGUAGAGGUCCUUAUGAUGGGAGAACCAUUCUUUGACUGUCAGAUUGGUAUUGUGGGUUGUCGGGCUCUGUGCCUUAAGGGAAUCAUGGGUGUUAAAGACUUUGAAGAAAACACGAAUAGAUGUGAAGCAGAUGCUGUUUUCUUCCAGUGUGGUGAGAGUCUGAGCAGUAAAGGAAUGACCUACCUCACCAACUCCCUGUUCGAUUACAGGAGCCCAGAAAACAACGGUGUCCAGGCAGAAUUCAUUCUGGAAGCUGCACUUCACAAGGAGACUUACACAGAGAUAGCCGGUAUACAGCGCUUUGGUGCUUUCUACAUGGAUUACCUGUACACAAUGGAAAACACCAGUGGCAAAGUUUCAGGAAGUCAGCAAGAAUACUCCUCCAUAAGCAAAGAAGAAGAGCCGCCCAUUGUCCAGGAGAUGUCUGUGAAGCGUCUUGUUGUUGGUCCCCUGGAUAUUUGUUUUAAUAGUAGUGCUGUCCACAGAAUACUGAAAAUUGUAGCAUGUUCAUUGGAACAUGAAUAUGAAUCUUACAGCAAACCAAAUCCAGAUACCGUGGAUGAUAAAAGGAUGUUACCAAGUCCGGAGGAGGUGGCUGCUUUAGAAGAGUUCAUCCCAACUCGGCUCACUUGUGUUACUGUAUUGAACAUCACUAUCACGAUCCCCAUGGCUGAAUUCAACCUCCUGGACUGCCUGCUGCCAGUCAUCUUAGGCCAAAAGAAUUUCUCGUCCCCUGUGAACGCUCCUGCUUUUCAACCACUGCGACCCCUGCCUGCCCUCCGAAUACAAGUUGACAAGGUCAACCUGGAGCACUCUGUGCCAAUGUAUGCUGAUCAGCUCGUCAAUACUGUCAGCAGCCUCAGCCAGCCAUCUGAUAACCUCCUUCAUCACUGCUACGCACACUGCUACCUUAAGAUAUUUGGUUUCCAGGCAGGACUGACCUCCUUGGAUAGUGAAGGAUCAUUCCUCCCCUUAACUCCACUAGUUCCUUCUUUCAGCACUGCCCUCUAUGGAAAACUGCUCAGGCUACCUAUAUACUGGACCAAAAGGACUUUUGUUCCCAUAACAGAAUGUAUUUUUGAACUUCCAAACUUCACAAUACAGGCCACUCGGGCUCAGACACUUCUGCUGCAAGCGAUUUGCCAGAGCUGGACUCAUAACAUGGGAAAUGGAGCCUCUCCAGGGGUGAAUGAAGCUUUACUAAAUGAGGUCUACAAAGCAUCAGGUGUGAAAUCUCAGAAUCCACCGCCAACUCUCGAGGGCUCUAUCCAGAAUGUGGAAUUGAAGUACUGCAGCAAAUCAUUGGUCAAAUGUGCCUCUGGGACUGUGGGAUCAAUAAAAGUGUGUGCCAAAGCCCCAGGAUCAAGUGAAGCUGUGAAAGAGAAAUUGGUUCCCCUGAUCCAAGGUCCCUCAGACACUAAAGAACUCCACAUGAGCAAGUGGCUGAAUGAAAGCAGAAAGCCAGAGUCACUCCUCGCUCCAGACCUCCUUGCCUUCACUGUGCAGGUCCCUCAGCCAAUGGAACACUGUAAUAAUUCUGGUGCUGUGUUGCUGGCCAGUGUUCAGGGAAUUUCAGUCAAUGUGGACCCCAUCUUCUACACUUGGCUCCUCCACCAACCUCAAAAGGGAAGCAGCCGGCAUUCACAGACUGCAGGAGUCAUUCCUGUAACCUUGCCUGUGACCAAAAAGAAGGAGGAAGAGUUGUCAGUUGGCAGUGCGCCUUUGGCAAAACAGCUGUCAAACCAGGCCUCUGAGUAUGCUAGCAGCCCUGUCAAAACCAAAACGGUAACAGAAUCCCGUCCAUUGUCAUUACCAAUGAAAGUCAUGAACAGUGCAUCGGAAAGCUGUGUCAGCCCAGAGGAGAAAAUGAAAGAAUUCAUUGCACUUGUGUGGAAUGCUGUCAAACGUCUCACAUUGCAGUUGGAGCUGCAGUCCUGCUGUAUAUUUUUUCCAAAUGACAGCCUGCCGUCACCAAGCACUAUUGUAUCGGGUGACAUUCCUGGUACUGUGAGGAGCUGCUAUCAUAAUCAGACCCGAAUGCCCGGCACUCUAGUUGUAUGCCUGCCCCAAAUAAAGGUUAUGAGUGCUGGGCAUAAGUACAUGGAACCCCUACAAGAGAUUCCAUUUACAAUAUCGAAGCCUGUUCUUGAUGAAGGUGAUGCUUUUCCUUGGACAAUCAGUCUGAGCCAGUUCAGCGUGUACACACUACUUGGGCAGCAGAAGUCCUUCAGCCUGGUGGAGCCCAUGAGCUGCACUUCAACUCUGGCCGUCACCUCACAUAAGCUGCAGGCCUUGGGGCAUGAAUCCAGACACUCAUUUGUUGUCUGUCUCCAUGUGGACCUGGAAUCACUCGAGAUAAAAUGCUCUAACCCUCAGGUCCAGUUGCUGUAUGAGCUGUCUCACAGCAUCAAUACAACAUGGAGUAAGAUCCAGAAGAGAGGUAUUUUGCGGCAGCCUUCCAGCUACCCUGAGCCCACAAUGGGAGCUGUUCCUACUUCGCCAGUUAGAAGCAGCGUUGACACAGCACCGCCAGGCACCAGCACAUGCAGCCCGUCGGCUGAUUUCGGCACCCCCACUGAGGGCGAUUCAUUGCAAACUGGGGAUGACUCUCCAUUCUCAGAUUCUGCAACCUUAGAGCAAAAAACCACCAAUAUUGGUGGAGCAAGCGGUCGUGUCAGUCUGUGGAUGCAGUGGAUGUUGCCAAAAGUCACAAUAAAGCUAUUUUCACCAGAACAAGGAACAAAGGGAACAGAGAUCUGCGUAGUCAGUGAGCUGGAAGACCUGAGUGCAUCUGUGGAUGUCCAGGACGUUUACACAAAGGUCAAAUGUAAAGUAGGCAGCUUCAACGUUGAUCACUACAAGAGAAGCCUUGAGGAAGGCCAUCGGUCUCCGGGGCAUUUUGGAGGUGUCCUUCUUUCUUGUACUGACAAGCUGAACAGACGCACCUUGUUGGUUCGACCCAUCAGCAAGCAAGAUCCUUUCAGUCAUUUCUCUGGCUUUUUUCCUCCUACUGCCGCAAAAGUUUUAGAAGUCUCACACCAGCAGCAUGGAUUCCUUUCAGUGACAUAUACGAAAGCAGUAACAAAGAAUGUCAGGCACAAAUUGACAUCCAAGCACGAGAGGGGUUCACAGAGUCUGCAGAAGCUUUCUGAAGGUUUAGUGGAUAGCUCUCCUCAGUUCCUGCAUGAGAUCUUGUUGACGGCCCAGCCCUUUGACGUGGUGCUGUCCUGCCCGCUGCUGGCCACAGUGGGGAAUAUAUUCCAAGCCAAGCUACCCAAGAGGCACAAGGAUAAAGGGAAAUCAGUCGGGCAGCCAAUGAGGACACACAGCCUGACAUCACGCAGCCUCCCUCUAAUCUACAUCAACACCAACGUCAUACGGGUCUUCUUCCCCAAUGUGGAGGAGAGACAGCACCACACAGAAAGCCCCCUGAAAAAGGAAGAUACUUUGGUCCUUAAACUUGGCUCUGUCAGCAUGGCUCCACAAGCUGAUAACCCCUUAAGCAGAACUGCCCUUCGAAAAGACAUAUAUCAGAGGGCUUUGAAUCUGGGAAUACUGAGCGACCCAGGGUCAGAGGUAGAAGACAGACAGUACCAAAUAGACCUCCAGUCCAUCAAUAUCGGCACAGCGCAGUGGGAUCAGCUGAAGCCAGAGAAGGAAGGACUCAAGGGAGGCGUGCUUGUUGAAAGUGAGCGGAAUUCACAGAAUCCCGCCCUGGAGUGGAACAUGGCCAGCAGUAUUAGGCGCCACCAGGAAAGAAGAGCGAUUCUAACUCCAAUUCUGACUGAUUUCUCUGUGCGUCUAACUGCAGCUCCUGCAAUUAUCUUUACAAAGCAGGUGUCCCCGGAAAAUGCACAGAUUGAGGAGAUUGUAGUGUGUGGCCAUUCCUUGGAAGUGAACAUGACCACAAGCCUGGACUUCUUCCUCAGUGUGGCUCAAGUACAACUCCUCCAACAGCUCGUCAAGGCUAAUCUGCUGAGUCUGGAACCCCCUGACAGGGCCACCGAGGUCUCUAAACACGAGCAGAAAAAAAACGCCUCAAACAGGGGAGGAGGUGUGGACACUUCCUCCCGGCACAGCAGGGCCCAGGACAGCGGCUUCGGCAGCGAUAGUGCUCGGAUUCGAAUUGUUCAGAUCGAGCAGCUGAGCGGGGCCAGCCACCAUCGCAUCGCACGGCCCUUGCGCAAAUCUUCCAUUGUGAAAAACCUCAACUUCAUUCCUUUUGACAUAUUUGUCACAGCCAGUCGUGUCUCCCUCAUGACCUACUGUUGCACGACCGCAUCCAAACCUAGCGCUGCUUCACAAGAACAGAAAGAGUGCGAGAAAGUAGGCAAGAGUGCAUUGAAUAUGUCAGAUAAUGAGUCAGAUGUAACCCUAGAAAACCCAUCCAGCCAGCUGGGAAUUUCUGUACUGACUGCUGAUGAUCUCCUAAACAGUAACACAUCUUCGCUCAGCGGCAAGGCAGCUGGUAACCUGUCCCUGGAAAGCCUGCACACACCUAUCAGGUCUUCAGCCAGGCAUGCCCUAGGAGUGACCAUUGUGAGGCAACCAGGGCGCAGAGGCACCAGUGACCUGAUGCUGGAGCCACUCCUCUACCUGGUGGUUUCCCAGCCUUCCCUGCUGUUGAGCUGUCACCACAGAAAACAGAAACUGGCUCUCUCAGUGUUUGACACUGUGUUAAAAGGUGUAGCCAUGGACUACAAAUGUUCAGAUCCAGGGAAGAUGCUGCCGGAAGCUUUGGAUUACAACGUGUUUUGGUUGCAGACAGUAGCAGGCGAGGCUGAUGCAAAAACUGGCAUCCCACCUCCUCUCCUCUCCCUUCAGAUCAAAGACUUCCUGAACGGGCCAGCUGAAUUAAAUGUAGAACUAGCAAGACCACUAAAAAUGAACCCAACCCUGGUCAAACUGGAACAGAUGAAAGACUUCCUGAAGAAGAUUAUACCCGACUGUGACUCUGGUCUUAGCAAACAUUCACCCACCGACUCUAUUCCCUGUCAGGAGACAAGUACAACAGAGUUAUCUUCUGAAGUACAAGGCAGUAACCAGGAUCAGGCUAUUGUCGUCCAGGAGAUUCCAGGCCAAGACGAUGUUUGGAGAGCAAUGUCUUUUUUCCAGAACAUUUUUGUCCACACAUCCCAGAUCAUGGUUGUCAUGGAAACCAAGCCCCAUCCUUCAAGGCCUUGCCUAGUGAUGUCUGUUUCAAGUCUAACAAGCAGCCUGAAUAUAAACACGGGACCGAAAGGGACAGAAACGAUUCAAGCAGCUUCAUUUACCCUCGAAAUGAACGACCUGCUUGUUAAGACGAGCCUGAAAGACCGAAGCAGAGCCCUGAUCGGCCCGUUUUGCUGCGUGGUGGACCUGGAAGCGAAGUGGAGCAGACACAGUGGGAGCCCUGGCCCAGAGAAGUGCCUUCCCAAGCUUCUGAUCAACCUGAAAGGCGGACUGAUCCAGGUCUUUUGGGGACAAGAACAUUUGAACUGCUUGAUGCUUCUGAAAGGUCUUGUUCAAGAUUAUUUCCAGGAAAAAAGCGGGUUCCCCCCCGAGUCUGCAGGCCAGUGCCCACAACCACAAUCUCCCACUGCAAGGUACCAGGCACCGAAAACAGAGCACACUUCGGAUGAUCUGAGGACGGGCUUGUUCCAAUACAUUCAGGAUUCAGAAUCCCAAAAACUGCCUGGUACAUAUGAAGUGGUGUUUUACAAUGAAACUGAGGACAGCCCAGGGGUGAUGCUGUGGAGAUACCCUGAACCCAGAGUUCUGACCUUUGUUCGGAUCACUCCUGUGCCUUUCAACACCACAGAGGAUCCUGACAUCAGUACAGCUGACCUUGGAGAUGUCAUUCAGGUGCCUUGCAGCUUGGAGUACUGGGAUGAGCUCCAGCGGUCCUUUGUCCCUUACCGGGAGUUCAGCCUGUCUGAGAGCAAAUCCUGCGAGCUGCAGCUACCAAGCAUCAGCCUGGCCGGUGAGCAGAAGGAGCUUGUGGCCUCUGACCUGUGGAGGAUAGUCUUGAACAAUAGCCAGGACACAGCUGAUGAACAAAGCUCUGACAGCGAGUCUGGUUCUCAGAUCCCAUGUGACCAGCUGGUGUCUCCAACAGCUUUAGCAGCCUGUACCAGGGUGGACUCUUGUUUUGCUCCCUGGUUCGUGCCUUCGGCUGGUGUGUCUCUACAGCUGGCCCGUGUAGAACUCCACCUUUGUCAUCACCUAGAUCAACUAGGUGCAGUUCCUUCCAAGCGUCUCCGGCCAUUUAUUUCAGACAAGAAGCUGCCAACAGAACAGGAGUACUUGGUCCUGUCUCUGAAAGAGCCCAGAGUUUAUCUCCGACAAUGGAGCCCCGGCUCUGUGUGCAGAGAGCUUCAGUUCUCUGCUGAGCUGGACUGCAAGCUGCUUGAGUAUCGCAACCUGACCAUGCAGAGUUUAGUCAAGCCAUUCAUUCUCCAGGGACAGGUGGCUGCUUCCAGCAGCACAUCAGAGCAGCUGAUUGACGGCAAUGUGUUUGUGGAUCCCAUGUUUGUGAAUGUUGGGCAGUACACCGUUCAUUCCCUGGACACUGCAUUGCAGGCUUGGCAACAGAACCAUCAUCCAGAGGCAGAGGAGUUGGUCUUCAGCCACUUUGUGAUCUGUAACGACACACAUGAGACCCUGCGGUUUGGCCAGGUGGAUACUGAUGAAAAUGUGCUCUUGGCAAGUCUUCACAGUCACCAGUACAGCUGGCGCUCACACAAGUCCCCACAGCUGCUUCACAUCUGCAUCGAAGGCUGGGGAAAUUGGCGAUGGUCCGAGCCUUUCAAUGUGGACAAUGUGGGGACAUUCAUCAGAACUAUCCAGUACAAGGGCAGGACAGCAUCACUCAUCAUCAAGGUCCAGCCGCUUAAUGGAGUGCAGAAGCAAAUCAUUAUUUGUGGCCGGCAAAUCAUGUGUAGCUACCUGAGCCGGGACAUUGAGUUAAGAGUCGUGCAGCACUACGUUGGGCCGGAUGGGCAGACUGUGGUGAAGGAGCAUGUCGACUGCCUGGCUGUCAGAUUGAAGACGCCCUCCUAUGUUUUGGAAAACACAGAAUUGACAGAGCUUUGUGUUAGAGCGAGAGGGGAUGAUGAGUGGUCAAGGGAUGUACAUCUGGAGUCCUGUGAACAUGACAGCAGCACCAUAGUCCAGGUGCCAUGUUCCAAUGGCAUGCUUCUUUAUGUGUGGUGUACAGUCAUGACCCUAGAGCCAGAUUCUCAAGUACAACAAAGAAUGGUUGUUUUUAGUCCGCUCUUCAUCAUGAGGAGUCAUCUCCCUGACCCUGUUAUUAUUCACAUUGAGAAGAGGAGUCUGGGGCAGAAAGAGUCACAGCUAAUCCCUGGCCAAGGACAAGAGGAGACACUUCUCAAUGUAGAAUCAGAUCUGAUGCACCACUUGACUUUCCAAGCAAGGGAGGAAGACGAUGCCUCUCAGUGUGCUGUCCCCAUCUCCACUGCUCUUAUAAAGCAAAUUGUUACCAAGACGCAAGGCACUGGGACUCAGGCUCAGAUUCUCUCAGACUUCUACACAGCAGACUCCUCUUCCCACCUUCCAUGGCCUUACAUCAAGAAGGACUCAUACAGGAGCACUGUGGAGCAGCUGGCUCAGUGGGACAGCCCAAUGCAGGUGAAACUCUCAGCCUGGAAGCCCUGUCUGAACACACUCCUCAUUGAGCUGCUGCCCUGGGCUCUCCUUGUCAACCAGUCCAAGUGGGACCUGUGGCUCUUCGAAGGAGAGAAGAUAGUCUUGCAGAUCCCAGCUGGCAAAGUUAUCAUACCUCCCAAUUUCAAGGAGCCCUUUCAAAUUGGAAUCUAUUGGGCAAACACCAACACAGUGCAUAAGUCCACUGCAAUUAAACUGGCGCAUGACUUCACCUCCCCAAAGUGGAAGGAUGACACUGGAGCGGAGUUGCUCUCGCUGGAUGAGGAGGGAUUUGUUGAUGCUGAAAUCAAACUGGGGGCCUUCCCAGGACAUCAGAAAUUGUGCCAGUUCUGCAUUUCUUCAGUGGUGAGGCACGGGAUUCAGAUCCUGCAGAUUGAAGACAGGACCAUUUUAGUCAACAACACUCCAUACCAGAUCUAUUGCAGACCCAUCUUGUCUGCUGUAGAACUAAGCACAAGAGAUGAGCCUGUGAACAUGCCAGACAGCGCUAUGUUCAGCCUCAGCCCAGCUGGGAGCCAAACCUCUUCACAGCCCAGUUCUGUUCCAUGUUGGGACCUGCUCACUGACACCCGAUGCUCAGAUGUCGAAGCCCCACUUCCCAGCAAACAAAUGCUGCUGAGCUUCUCUCCUGGAGCUGGGGCGGACAGUGCGAGCGGCCAGAGCUGCUGGAGCCUGCCAGCUGGGAUUAGGCAAGAUUUUCCAAGGCAAAGCGUUGCCGUGCCUAUCCAACCCUGCAGCGAGAGCGGAUUCUGUACCAGAGCCAUUGUCCUGACAUACCAAGAACACCUGGGGGUGACCUACAUGACUCUGACCGAAGACCCCUGUCCUCGCAUGAUAAUCAACAGCAAGUGCCCAGUCCCACUCGUGAUGAAAGAGAAUAUAAAAGAUAUUCCCAAGACCAAGGUGUACUGCAGACCCAUCCCUGCAGAGUCCUCCCUGCACCACGAACUGUACCACCACCUCUCCAGCUUUCCAGACUGCAAGAAUAAAGACACUUUACCCAGCAUUCUCUUGAAAUUGGAGUCCUCAGAGGAAACUGGAGAGGAGUGGAGCGAUGCCAUUGACAUCAACAGCCCUGGAACCCAGGUUGUGUUUGUGCCCGGCUAUGGGUGUGUGUACAUAGAUACCAUCCACCUCUGCGGUACAGUAACUAUCACCCUGGCCCCUGAGGGAAAAGCAGGGGUGACCCUCACCAGCCUCCACAGAACAGUGAAACAGACCAUUGCAUUCAGGGUACUCUUAUGUGAGGCCAGCCUCGUAGUGCACGAUGACAUCACAAACCACAAGGCCUCUACGGAACUGCUGCGACUGACCCUGUCCAAGAUCCUGCUGAACAUGGCUCCAGCUCAGGGGCUGGGGGCAGAGGCCAGGGAGGGGCUGCCUGAGCUCUACACUGUGGAGGUGUACUGCGCCAGUCUGCAGGGGGACAAUCAGCUCUACAACAGAUCAAGCUUUCACUUCCCAGUCUUGCUCUGCCAGGAGCAGAAAGCAGACACUCUGCAGUGGUCCCGGGAUUCCAACCCAACAGUGUCUGUCAGGGAUCUAGAGGAAUAUAAACACAGCUGCUUUUUGCAACUUUGCCUCUCCUUGUCUGAAACACGGGACAGUGGCUUGGGUGUCGACCAAGUGACUUUUGAGAUAAAGCCAGCAAGGCUGUAUGUGGAAGAUACAUUUUUCUAUUACAUAAAGACUUUGUUUUACACAUAUAUCCCUGACAGGGCACUGAGCAAAAAGCCAGUGAAGACACUUAGCUCUUUAGGUGCCCUGGUGCUGCCUGAGCAGGUAGAACAGUCCAUUCAAGCCCUGGUAAACCCAGUAAAGCUGCAGAAGUUGACAAUCCAGCCGGUCAACCUAUUAGUCAGUAUCCACGCCUCCCUAAAGCUUUACAUUGCCUCUGACCAUACACCUUUGUCCUUUUCCUUGUUUGAAAGAGGACUCAUCUACACUACUGCCAGACAACUUAUCCAUGCAUUGGCAAUGCAUUAUGCUGCUGGGGCCCUUUUCCGUGCAGGCUGGGUUGUUGGGUCUCUGGAAAUCCUGGGCAGCCCCGCGAGUCUGGUGAGGAGUAUAGGUAACGGCAUUGCUGACUUCUUCAGGCUCCCCUACGAGGGGCUGACCCGUGGCCCUGGAGCCUUUGUCAGUGGAGUCUCCCGAGGGACAACUUCCUUUGUUAAACACAUAUCCAAAGGCACUCUGACGUCGAUCACGAACCUGGCCACCAGCCUGGCAAGGAAUAUGGACCGCCUGUCUCUGGAUGAGGAGCAUUACCACCGGCAGGAGGAGUGGAGGAGGCAGCUCCCUGAGAGCCUGGGGGACGGCCUGCGUCAGGGACUCUCCCGCCUCGGCAUCAGCCUGCUCGGGGCCAUUGCUGGUAUUGUGGACCAGCCGAUGCAAAACUUUCAGAAAACUUCAGAGACACACGGAUCUGCUGGAAGCAAAGCCAAAGGAGUGAUCUCGGGUGUGGGGAAAGGAAUCGUGGGAGUGUUUACUAAACCUAUCGGAGGAGCAGCUGAGCUGGUCUCACAGACAGGAUUCGGUAUUUUACAUGGGGCUGGACUUUGUCAGCUUCCCAAACAGCUCUAUCUUCCCAACGAACUACAGGCUGCUGAGGCUCCAAACAGCCACAUCAAAUACAUCUGGAAAAUGCUGCAGUCGCUGGGGAGGCCAGAGAUGUGCAUGGCUCUGGAUGUCACCAUUGUGAGUGGCUCGGGGCAGGAGCACGAGGGCUGCCUGCUGCUCACCUCCGAGGUGCUGUUUGUGGUCAGCCUCAGUGAAGACACGCAGCAGCAGGCGUUUCCUGUCACCGAAAUCGAGUGUUCUCAAGACACUGCCCAGGACAACCUGCUCAAAGUCAUACUGAAGCAACAGAGAGUGCCGUGUGAAUUAGAGGCUGAGGGCGUAAGAGAAAGACUGUCGGAGCAGCAGUACAACAGGAUUGUGGACUAUGUCACAAAAAUAUCUCACCACGUUUUACACAGCAGCUCUUCUGUGCAAUUACAAUCUCCAGUAGUGGCUGCUGAACCCCCACCUACUACCGUCAAGACUUACAAAUAUCUUGUGGACUCGCAUUUUGCUCGUGUGUUUGUGAGCAAGUUUGUUAUGGUGAAAAACAAAGCACUAAGAAAAGGUUUUCACUAAAACACACCCAUAGUUUCCAGUACAAUUUCCAGUAAAGUUAAGAAUUUCUUGUUUUUCUAGUUUAAACCAGUUUUUUUAUUUUGUUAAAAAUGUGUAUGCAAUCACAAAUGUUACUACAUAGCCAAAUACAACAUUCUAAUUCAGUAUUGGUGUUUUUCGGUUUAAGUAUGAUGUAGUAAUUUAUGUUAAAAAUUGUAUUUACGCAUACAGUAUAUGCAAGUUACUGGAAGUCAAGCACAUAUUGUGUCAGUAUAAUUCAUUUAUCCAACCUGUCAAUAAUAAUAGUAAUAGUUAGCACAGUCAUUUUACUAAAUAAAAGUACAAAUAACUAUUUAGACUUAUUAGAUUUAAAUUCAUAUUUUAUAUUCAGCUCAGCCUUGUACUGACAAAUAUGUAAAAAUAAGCAGUGCUUCCAGUUUUAUGUAAGCUUUAUAAACUCAUGAUUUUAUUUGCAUUUGAUCUGAAAAGGGGAUUAAAGAGCAAAAUAUUUAACGCUAAUAAAAUAUAACAAUUAAAAAUC
Acipenser ruthenus (sterlet) is the source of this 12800-nucleotide messenger RNA. Its product is annotated as intermembrane lipid transfer protein VPS13B-like. Lineage: Eukaryota; Metazoa; Chordata; Actinopteri; Acipenseriformes; Acipenseridae. The transcript has 62 exons. The record is from RefSeq and is a predicted model, not a curated record. The coding region runs from base 173 to 12280 and encodes 4035 amino acids.